ACAACACAUCUAGUUUUUAUAAGUGCAUAUGGAGACUUGUCUGAAUUUUUUGUUAGAUCUUCAUUAGAUAUGGGAUUAUCUAGACAAGAAGUGAACUUAAGGAGGUUAUUAGCAAAAUGUGAAUUAAUGUGUAAAACGAAAAAGGAAGUUGAUAGAAUUGAAAAAUAUGUAGAAACGUUAGAAGAUAUGUUACAAGAAUUAAAAAAAAUAACUGAAUCUAGCGAAAGUAUACAAGCUUACAAUAGAAGAAUUAAUUAUAUCAAAACAGCCUUAGGGAUAACUAAAAAUAAAUAUGAGGAUGAAAACGAUCCAGAAAGUAUGAGAAAAGACUUAUUAGGUUUAAGACAACGUAUAGUUGAUAAGCCAGAAAUUAGUAAUUCUGGGGACUUUGAUAAGGUAAUAGAGCACAAUGAGAACAUACAAACAAAGAUAACGGAAGAUAUGCUGCAUUUAACCAUGACCUUAAAAGAACAAUCGGAAAUUGCUAACAGGAUUAUUAAAAAAGAUACUGAGGUGGUGUCAAAAUCAACAGAAAUAACAGAAAACAAUUUCGGUAAACUUUCUGUUGAAUCUUCCAAAUUAGCUGAACAUUCCAAAAGAGCCUGGAAAUGUUGGAUGUGGAUUAUGUUGGCUGCGGUUGUUAUAGUAUUCAUAAAUAUGGUUCUGUUUAUGAAGUUAAUGAAGAAAAGAUACUAAUCGGUGAAUGUAGUUAUUGGUUAUUAUUUAUAAAAUAUAUUUAAAAAAUUAUACAAUUUUUAGGUUAAAAAUUUUAUUACAUCCUGUAUACAAUCAUUUAAAACCCAAUGAUUAGAUAUUCCUAUAAAGUGUCAUUUUAAUAAGGUUAUGCCAAAUCCAUCACCAAUACCAGGAAGUUGUUGAGAGUUUAUUCUGCAGAGGGUUCCAGUGUAGUUAAAUUCGAAUCUAGGAUCAAACUUUUAAAAAAGUUGUUUUUAGUUUAACCGGAGCCAAUUAAACUAGUUCCUCAGUCAAAAGAGUGAAUCGAAGUAUCUAAACUAUAGUAGGAUCAGUAUCUUUGUGUAGUAUAAUAUAUGAGACAAUAACUCUGAUUCUUUCGUACUUUGCAACUUAAAGUUUGGUUGGAAAACUUUUUUGGUGAGCACAUAAACCCGGUAGACUGUAAUAAUAGUAAUCGAUUAGUGGCUACAAUAAUAUUUAGAAAAAAAAAGUGUGGCGGUGAAAACAGAUGUAAAGGUCUAUUAAGAAAUCCUAUCAAAUAAACAUUUUGGGAAUACUGAUUAUAUUGAAGUAAUUAGUUAUAUAAAGGAAA
Diorhabda carinulata is the source of this 1288-nucleotide messenger RNA. RefSeq names its product vesicle transport protein USE1 (gene Use1). The record is from RefSeq and is a predicted model, not a curated record. Gene Ontology annotation, cellular component: endoplasmic reticulum; SNARE complex. Gene Ontology annotation, biological process: retrograde vesicle-mediated transport, Golgi to endoplasmic reticulum. The coding region runs from base 70 to 696 and encodes 208 amino acids. The transcript is spliced from 6 exons. Gene Ontology annotation, molecular function: SNAP receptor activity. NCBI's taxonomy places the organism in Eukaryota, Metazoa, Arthropoda, Insecta, Coleoptera, Chrysomelidae.